Molecule: messenger RNA, 2437 nt
Organism: Camelus dromedarius (Arabian camel)
Lineage: Eukaryota; Metazoa; Chordata; Mammalia; Artiodactyla; Camelidae
Gene: CHGB
Product: chromogranin B
Exons: 5
Coding region: 166-2124 (652 amino acids)
Cellular component (GO): secretory granule
Source: RefSeq, a predicted model, not a curated record
GCUUGCCCUUUAAAAGAGCGGGGCCUGCGCCAACCGUGCCACACUGCGGGAACCAGGACACAAGGCCGCUUUCCCCGGAGUCUCUUCAUCUCGCCUUCCGUCUGCAUCUCACUCACCGCUCCGGCUGCCAUUCUCUUCUCCGCGCAGAUUCGGGCGAGCCGGGCCAUGCAGCCCGCGGUGCUUCUUGGCUUCCUGGGAGCCACGAUGUUGGCCGCUGUCAGUUCUAUGCCAGUGGACAACAGGAACCACAAUGAAGAAAUGGUGACUCGCUGCAUCAUCGAGGUCCUCUCAAGUGCCCUGUCGAAGUCCAACGCUCCACCCAUCACCCCUGAGUGCCGACAAAUCCUGAGGAAGAGUGGAAAAGAGGUCAAAGAUGAAGAGAAAAGUGAAAAUGAAAACACAAGGUUUGAAGUCAGAUUGUUAAGAGACCCAGCUGACACCUCUGAAGCUCACAGGGCCUCCAGCAGGGAGGACGCGGGAGCCCCAGGGGAGGACACCCAAGGCCCUCCAGUGGCGGACACAGAGGGAGGUGGGCACAGCCGAGAGGGUGCAGGCGAGCCCCAAGGGAGCCUCUAUCCCUCUGACAGCCACGUCGCCACAGAAGCAAAGUCACACCACUCUGAGAAGGGCAAGGGGGAGACGUAUCAGAAAAGGGAGCAUGGGGAAGAUGGCAGUCAGGAGAGGCACCUCGAGGAGCCAGGAGAGACACAGAUCGCUUUUCUCAACCAACCGAACCCGGCGGGGGCUGAGACAUCUGAGAAGCUUGUGUCCAGAUACGGUAGUGCCCGAGGCCCUGAGAAGACCCACAGCCGGGAGAGGAGCAGCCAGGAGAGUGGGGAGGAGACGAGGGGCCCCGAGAAAUGGCCCCGAGAGCCUGCAAGCCGACCCGAGGGCCAGGAGGAAUCCGAGGAAAGUGAGGAAGAUGCCAGCCCCGAGGUGGACAAACGCUCGAGGCCAAGACACCAUCACGGGAGGAGCAGGCCCGACAGGUCCUCCCAGGAAGGGAAUCCCCCCCGGGAGGAAAGCAGACACCCUCUCCAGGACCCCGAGGAGUCGGACGUGGGCACGGCCAGCUUCGGGGCAAAGAGAGCCUGGCAUCCAACCCACCGCCGGGCUUCCGAGGAAGAACCUGAAUUGGGGGAGGAAGGGAGGAGCUACCCAGCCGUCCAGGCUCCCGGGGACCUGGAGGGGGCACGAGCUGGGGGCAGAGGGAGUGGAGAGCCGCGGGCCCCCAGGCCUCCCAGUGACGAGAACCGAGAGGAGGAGGACAAGGGGAACCGUCCCCGCACAGAGCUCAGUAACGGGGCGCGCGGAUCCAGCGACGGGAGUGAGGGAGAGCGAGGCCACCACGGGGGACGCAGCCCCACAGCCCGGGGCGGGGAGCCGGGCGCCUACGCCACUCCGGACAGAACAGAAGACAAACGGUUCUUGGGUGAAGCCCGCAGCCGUGCUCAGGAAAGCCAGAUGGACCAGGCAAGGCGGCAUGCCCAAGGCGAGCUGAGAAAUUACCUCAACUACGGCGAGGAGGGAGCCCAGGGGAAGUGGCCCCCGCAGGGGGACCUGCAAGGCACGGAGGAGAACAGGGAGGACGCGAGGCUUCCAGGCAGACAGUAUGCUCCCCGGCACAUCACUGAGAAGCGAUUAGGGGAGCUACUCAGUCCAUACUACGACCCUUCCCAGUGGAAGAGCAGCCAUUUUCAGAGAAGAGACAACAGGGAUGAGAAUUUUCUGGAGGGUGAAGAGGAAAAUGGGCUGACCUUGAAUGAGAAGAAUUUCUUCCCAGAAUACAACUAUGACUGGUGGGAGAAAAAGCCCUUUGAGGAGGACGUAAACUGGGGAUAUGAGAAGAGGAACCUCGCCCCCAAGCUGGACGUGAAAAGGCAGUAUGACAGAGUGGCUGAGCUGGACCGGCUCCUUCACUACAGGAAGAAGUCCGCUGAGUUUCCAGACUUCUAUGACUCCGAGGAGCAGAUGAGCCCACGCCACCCGGCAGAGAAUGAGAAAGAGAGGGCUGGCCAAGGAGCUCUGACGGAGGAGGAGGAAAAAGAACUUGAAAAUUUGGCUGCGAUGGAUCUGGAGCUACAGAAAAUAGCCGAGAAGUUCAGCGGUAACCGAAGGGGCUGAUGGGCAUUGGAGCAAAAGGCAGAUUUAAGAAGCAGCCCUCGUAUUAUGUUUUCCGACACUUCACUGAAAGACAACAUGUAUUUACCCAAAGGCAGAAAGUAGAAUUUACUUUUCAUCAAAAGUUUGACACAACUGGAAAUGUCUUUAAUUUUUGCCAGAAUGCUAUGGAAAAUAUGAAUAGCAUGACUUGUAGCAUAUUCUUUAUUGAAAAAUAGAUGUAUUAACAUGCUUGUGACAAUGACUGUGCUACUGUCCUUGAAAAAAAAAUGCUUGUCUCAGCUUGAAAUAAUAAAAGAUUCACCUGAGGCCAAAA